AUUCGGACAAACAGAUAUGCGUGUUCUGUUAGAACGGCCGCGCACAUAUAAAAGGAAGCCAAACUCAACUUCUGCCGCCGCGCUUUUAUCUCCUAGUCAAACUUUAGGGUUUUAUCCCACGCUGUCUGUUUUGAAUUUGUAUAUAAUUACACGGCUGCAGAACAGCAGAGGCAGUAGAAUUAUUCGAUGGCUCUUCGAUUCGAGAUUCUGGGGAGAUUUAACCGUGCCAGAGCAGCCCAGCUUAUACUUCCUCACUUUGUUUGCCAUACCCCUCUAUUCAUGCCUGUUGGCACCCAGGGAACUAUUAAAGGGCUGACGACCAACGAACUUGAGGAAAUUGGCUGCCAAAUAAUAUUGGGUAAUACAUACCAUUUGGCUCUGCGUCCAACUUCGGAGCUGAUUGAUGAAAUGGGGGGACUUCAUAAAUUUAUGAAUUGGCCAAGGGCAUUGCUUACAGACUCUGGUGGCUUUCAAAUGGUCUCAUUGUUGCAUUUGGCUGACAUAACUGAAGAGGGUGUAACAUUUCAGUCACCAGUUGAUGGCAAGCCAAUGCUCCUAACACCAGAGGAAUCUAUACAAAUUCAAAACAGAAUCGGGGCAGAUAUAAUUAUGGCACUUGAUGAUGUAGUAAAAACCACCACGAAAGGUCCACGGAUAGAAGAAGCUAUGUACCGUACUCUGCGGUGGAUAGACAGGUGCAUAAAAGCUCACAAGAGACCAGAUGAACAAAAUUUAUUUGGCAUUGUGCAAGGGGGACUAGAUCCAAGGCUGAGGGAUUUAUGUGUCAAAGGUUUGGUGGAACGCAAUUUGCCUGGUUAUGCUAUUGGUGGCCUUGCAGGCGGUGAAGACAAAGAUUCAUUUUGGCGAGUUGUAGCUCAGUGUACUGCUUCCCUGCCCGAGGAUAAGCCAAGAUAUGUUAUGGGUGUUGGCUAUCCACUGGAUAUUGUGGUUUGCAGCGCUUUAGGUGCUGACAUGUAUGAUUGUGUGUAUCCCACCCGUACUGCACGAUUCGGCACAGCUUUGGUACCUGAGGGAGUACUGAAGCUUAAACACAAGGCCAUGGCUGACGAUAUCCGCCCUGUUGAUCCUACAUGCGAGUGCAUGGUCUGCAAAAACUACACAAGGGCAUAUAUUCAUUGCCUUGUCACGAAAGAUGCUAUGGGCUCUCAGCUUCUGUCGUAUCAUAAUUUAUAUUACAUGUUAAAGCUUAGCAGGGAUCUACACUCUUCUAUUGUCCGAGGACAGUUCCCACAGUUUGUAUGCCAGUUUCUGCAGAAAAUGUUUCCGGAAGGUGAUGUUCCAGAGUGGGUCUGCAAUGCUAUGGAAGUUGCUGGAAUUGAUAUUUCUUCUUGUUGUGCCCCUUUUCCAAUGUCACACGAUGAGCAUCAAACAAUAUACGAAUCAAAAUGGGUAGCGUGAUACUAUACAUUUAUAGACAUGUUUCAGUGUUGAAAAAGCUUGGCUGUCAGCAUAUAUUUUGUAGCCCAUAUGCUGAUCAGUAGGCAAUAGGUUUAAAUUGUACGGGAAUUAGGAAUAGACGAAUAUAUCAUUAACAAAAGUUUUGCAUUGUAAAAUAGCCUUUGGGUGCUGAGAAAGAAAUUGGUUUACAAAAGACAGAAGGAAGACAAACUUACAAGGACAAUUAGACACAUAGUAUGUUUGUUAGGUCUGCUUACCCCUGUAAGCUAGGAUUGAGACGCGUUAACUGAGCAUUCUUGUGAAUUGAAUAGACCGGAUAAUUCCUGCGUUCAACUAGGAUAGUGAUACGGGUCUGAAGGAAGUAGUUAAACUUUAGUAUUGCACUCAGUUACUCCAGCUGGGGGCUGCAGUUUUCACAAUGUACACUAAGACACAAUUUCAGAUAUAACAGUCAUUCAACAGCAAUUUUAUGCCAAUGCUCCAGUUUGUUCUUGUGAA
Daucus carota subsp. sativus is the source of this 1917-nucleotide messenger RNA. RefSeq lists its product as uncharacterized. The transcript is spliced from 16 exons. Bases 187 to 1419 code for a protein of 410 amino acids. Lineage: Eukaryota; Viridiplantae; Streptophyta; Magnoliopsida; Apiales; Apiaceae. The record is from RefSeq and is a predicted model, not a curated record. Gene Ontology annotation, cellular component: cytosol. Gene Ontology annotation, molecular function: tRNA-guanosine(34) queuine transglycosylase activity.